GCCUUUUUUUUGUUUUUUUUUUUGGGUUUUUUUUCCCUUUUGCCUUUUUUUUUCCCUCCCUCCGCGCAGAAAAUGGCGGCGGCGGCGCCGAGCGGAGACGACGAACGGCUGGAGGAGAAGUCGGAGGAGAACCUGGGGGGGCUGAAGGAGAGGCCCCCCAAGGCCAAGAAGGUGAAGAAGGAGCGGAAGGAGGAGAAGCCUCAGCCGCAGCCGCAGCCUGCCCCGCACGAACCGGCGCAGCCCUCCCCGGAGCCGGCCGAGGCUGGCAAGGCGGAGGAGAGCUCGGAGGCGCCCGGGGCGGCCCCGGCGGCGCCGGAGGCCUCGGCCUCGCCCAAGCAGCGCCGCUCCAUCAUCCGCGACCGCGGGCCCAUGUACGACGACCCCACCCUGCCCGAGGGCUGGACCCGCAAGCUGAAGCAGCGCAAGUCCGGGCGCUCCGCCGGCAAGUUCGACGUCUACCUGAUCAACCCGCAGGGCAAAGCCUUCCGCUCCAAGGUGGAGCUGAUCGCCUACUUCGAGAAGGUUGGGGACACCUCCCUGGACCCCAACGACUUCGACUUCACGGUGACCGGGCGCGGCAGCCCCUCGCGGCGCGAGCAGAGACCCCCCAAGAAGCCCAAAUCUCCCAAGGCCGCCGGCACCGGACGCGGCCGAGGGCGCCCCAAGGGCAGCGGCGCCGCCAAGCCCAAAGGCGGAGGUGGCGGCGGCGGCGGCGGCGGCGGCGGCGGGCGAGGGCGUGCAGGUGAAGCGGGUGCUGGGAAGAGCCCUGGCAAGCUGCUGGUGAAGAUGCCCUUCCAGGGCGGGCAGGGCGCUCCGCGGGGCGAGGCGGCCGCCGCCAGCAGCUCGGCGCCGGUGCUGGCGAGCAAGCGGCCCGGGAGGAAGCGGAAGGCGGAGGCGGACAGCCAGGCCGUGCCCAAGAAGCGGGGCAGGAAACCGGGGGGCCUGGGGGGCGCCGCGGCCGCGGCGGGCAGCGGAGCCGGCGGCGGCGGCGGCGGCGGCGGCGGCGGAGGAGGAGGAGGAGGAGCGGCGGCGGCGGAGGCGAAGAAGAAGACGUCGAGCCCCGGGGGCCCGGCGGCGCCGCAGGAGACGGUGCUGCCCAUCAAGAAGAGGAAGGCGAGGGAGGCGGCGGCGCUGGAGGCGGCCAAGGCUGCCCUGCCCCCCCUGGCGCCCCCGGAACGAGGACCCCCCCCCAAGGGACCCCGCAGCGCUCGCAGCCCAGGGCGGCGCAGCAAAGAGAGCAGCCCCAAGGGACGCGGCACCGGCACCGGCACCGGCAGCAGCACCACCCCCCCGCCGCCUCCGCUGCCCCCCGAGCCCCCUGCCAGCCCCGAGGACAGCUCCAGCCCACCCCCCCCACCCCCCCCUCCUCCUCCUCCUCCUCCUCCUCCUCCUCCCGUGCCGCCGGCGCCGGUGCCGCCGCAGGACUUGAGCGGCUGUCCCGAGGAGCGGGGGGGAGCGGCGGCGGCGGCGGCGCCCGACGGCUGCGGUGGCGGCGGCGGCAAAGAGGCGGCUAAGACUCACCCCACCCCCCCCCCCGCCGCCGCCCCCGCCGCCCCCGCCCCAGCCGCCCUACAAACACCACCGAGGGGAGCCCGAGCACAAAGACACUGCCCCCCCCCUCCUCCUCCUCAUCCUCCUCCUCGUCCUCUUCGUCGUCCUCUUCCUCGUCGUUGUCGUCAGCGGCCUCGGCAGCUCCCCCCCCGCCCCCUCCCCCUCCCAACGCCUCGGUGCCGCGGCCCCCCCCGGGCCGGGACGAGCCGGUGGACACCAGGACGCCUCUGCCCGAGCGAGUCAGCUGACUGUGAGCGCCCCCCACGGGCGGACAGACGGACGGAUGGGACACCCCCACCCCCCCCGCACCGAGACCCCCCACGGCCCCCGCGCCACGGCCCCACGCCCCCAGCCCAGCCCCCCCCCCUCGCCGCCUCGACACGAACACCUCCCCCCCCAUCCCGUGACCCCCAUCAGCCCCACCCUGCCCCCCCCGUGGGCCCAGCCCACACCCCCCGAGCCCGAGCCCCUCGUUUUUAUACCCGAGAAGCACAGCGAGGGGCGUGGGGAGCAGCCCCCCCCCCGCCCGGGACCCCCCACUUUGCACUUUGGUCUAAGGGGGGUGGGGGAGGGGGGAGGAGGGAGGGGCGUCCCCUGGGAUGCCUCCCUCGGGGGUGGCCGUGGGGGAGGGGCUGAGGCGGGGGUGGGGCAGCCUGAGUCGUGACCCCACCCCCCCACCCCCCCCCCCCCGGCGCCGCUUUUCUCGUUCUUCCAAGCCUCGUUCCCGUUUGCAGGCCGCAGGAAGCCAUUUGCACUAAGGGCGGGGCAGGGGGGAUCCAGCCGCCGUCCAAUGGGGAGGGAGCAGGGCGCUGCUGGGCGGGGCAGGAGCCAGGGGCAGAGGAGAAGAGGUGGAGCCAAUCGGGAGAGGCUUUGGUGGGUUCCGGGGGGGGGGGGGGCGUGUCCAGCGUCGAGCCAAUCCCGAGGGGACUUGUGAGGUGCUGGGAUCAGGUCCCCAGCCAAUCAGGAGCAGCUUGCGAGGGGGUUCAAGUGUGGAGCCAAUCAGGAGUGGCACUCGAUAGGGGUGGGAGCAGGUCUUGGGCCAAUCAGGAGUGACUCUGAGUUGGAGUGGGAACUGGUCAUGAGCCAAUCAGGAGUGAGCCUGAGUUGGAGUGGGAUCUGGUCAUGAGCCAAUCAGGAGUGAUGCUGAGUUGGAGUGGGAUCUGGUCUUGAGCUAAUCAGGAGUGAUGCUGAUUCGGAGUGGGAUCCAGUUGUGAACCAAUCAGGAGUGCCUCUGUGAGUCACUGUGGAUUUGGCUGUGAGCCAAUCAGGAGCAGCUUUCCGUUCUGUUGGGAUCCAGUGGUGAGCCAAUCAGGAGUGGUGUUUAAUAGAGGCAAGGUCAGGCCUGGAGCCAAUCAGGAGCUGUGGUGAGCUCCGGGUGUGAGCCAAUCAGGAGCAGCUGGGAUCCAGCGGCCAAGCAGGCAGCAGUCGUUGCCGAGGGCUGGGAUCUGGCCCUGGGCCAAUCAGCAGCGAGCGUUGGGUUGGGCUCCAGCCAAUGGGGAGCAGCCUCUCGCUCGAGCGGGACCUGGCGGGCAGCCAAUCAGGAGGGAUUCCACAGGGGCCAAUCGGGAGGGAGCCUGGGGUGGGUGUGGCUCUGGUUCUGACAGGGUCUGGAGCCAAUCAGGAGAGAGGAGCAUCAGGGAGUGGGCGGGGCUGGCCGCAGUCCAAUGGGGAAGGGCUCCUGGCCCGGCCCCGGCCUGGGCAGCAGCGACUCUGGGUCGAGGCGGGAUCCGGCCGGGAUCCAAUCAGGAGUGGCUGUGGAUUGGAGGGGCGGGUCCGGCCUCCAUCCAGCGGGAGCCCUGCCGGGCUGAGGCGGGGCUUGGCCCUGAGCCAAUCAGGAGUCGCUCCACCUUGGGCUGGGACCUGGUCCCUGUCCAAUCAGGAGAGCGGCUCCGGGUUGGGCGGGAUCUGGUCUGCGGCCAGCCAGGAGGGGCUGCAGGGUGGGCUUGGGGUGGGAUCCAGUCCAGAGCCAAUCAGGUGUGAGCAGAGCUUGCAGUGGGAGCCAGGCCAGAGCCAAUCAGGUGUGAGCAGAGCUUGCAGUGGGAGCCAGGCCAGAGCCAAUCAGGUGCGAGCAGAGCUUGCAGUGGGAUCCAGUCCAGAGCCAAUCAGGUGUGAGCAGGGCUUGCAGUGGGAUCCAGUCCAGAGCCAAUCAGGUGUGAGCAGAGCUUGCAGUGGGAUCCAGUCCAGAGCCAAUCGGGUGUGAGCAGGGCUUGCAGUGGGAGCCAGGCCAGAGCCAAUCAGGUGUGAGCGUGUGCUGGGGUGGAGUCCAGUGGAGAUCCAGUGGGGGGGGGGGGGAGGGGGCAGUGGGAUCCAGUUCCCACCCCCUGCAGUGUCCCUGUCCUGGGGGGGGCCCAGGGGGAUCCCAUCCCUGGGCAGAUCCCAGCCUAUGGGGGGGGGGGUCCCCAUCCUGCACUUUACCGGCCCUGGGGGGGGUGGGGAGGUCACUCCUGGGGCCCCUCCCCUUUUCCCCUCCCCACCUUCCACGCCCCCCCCACGCCCCCCCCCCCGUUCUUCCAGCCCCCCCCUCCCGGGACUGUUCGGCCUCGGCCCCUCCAUGGCAAUAACGGGGGGGGGGAGGCGGGGGGGAGGCCCCAGCCCCGCGGGGUGAAAGCAGCAGAAGAGAUCCCCAAGGGAGCAGGGUGGGGCCUGGAUCCCUGGCGGGGGGGGGGGGGGGGCGGACCCCCGGGGGGGGCUGGGUGUGGCCGGGGGGGGUCCCGCAGCUAUUUAUUCUCCGUACUCUUAGUGCGCAGGAGCCUUUGUUUGCCUUAUCGAUCUACUGCCCCCCCCCGCCCCCCCCCGGCCCCCCGGCGCGGGGGGGGGAUGCCCCCGGGCCCGCCCCGCCCCGCCCCCCCCCCGGGGCUCUGUGUCUGUGCUGGAGUGAUCUAUAAAUCUGUGUAACCCA
Messenger RNA from Pogoniulus pusillus (Red-fronted tinkerbird), 4450 nucleotides. Its product is annotated as methyl-CpG-binding protein 2-like. Gene Ontology annotation, biological process: negative regulation of transcription by RNA polymerase II. Gene Ontology annotation, cellular component: nucleus; heterochromatin. The record is from RefSeq and is a predicted model, not a curated record. Gene Ontology annotation, molecular function: chromatin binding; methyl-CpG binding; double-stranded methylated DNA binding. Lineage: Eukaryota; Metazoa; Chordata; Aves; Piciformes; Lybiidae.